This is a messenger RNA of Daucus carota subsp. sativus, 2009 nucleotides long. Its product is annotated as endoglucanase 16. NCBI's taxonomy places the organism in Eukaryota, Viridiplantae, Streptophyta, Magnoliopsida, Apiales, Apiaceae. The record is from RefSeq and is a predicted model, not a curated record. Bases 210 to 1676 code for a protein of 488 amino acids. The transcript has 7 exons. Gene Ontology annotation, molecular function: hydrolase activity, hydrolyzing O-glycosyl compounds. Gene Ontology annotation, biological process: carbohydrate metabolic process.
UGUCAACCAUUAGAAGUAUCAGAUGUUUUUAGAACAUGCGAAUUUGUUAGCUUCCUUGAAUCAACUAAGUUCCAGUACUUCUGGUGUGUUCCCGCCAUUGCAUGCAACCACAGUCUGUUCCAUGAUCAAAUAAAUAACCCGCCACGAAAAUUAGUUCUUCAUGUAAAUAUUAUUUUGAUAGAUUUAGUUAAUCAUCUAGUUUAGGGUUCAUGGGAAAUCGCGGAAGAAGAGCAGCAGCGGCCAUGAUGAUGUUAUGGCUUGCUAUGUUUGAAGGUUUGUUUGUUAAUGUGGCAAAUGCUCAUUUAAAUUAUAAUGAGGCUUUGACAAAAUCACUUAUAUUCUUGGAGGCACAAAGAUCAGGGAAACUCCCUCCGAAUAAUAGGGUUCCUUGGAGAGGUGAUUCUGCUCUUGAUGAUGGUAAAGAAGCCAAUGUUGAUCUGGUGGGAGGAUACUAUGAUGCAGGGGACAAUGUUAAAUAUGGUCUGCCUAUGGCAUUCACAAUUACAACAUUGUCAUGGGCUGCUAUAUUUUACCAGAAAGAACUUCAAACUGCACGAGAACUCGAAAAUGCCCAAGCUGCUAUCCGCUGGGGGACUGAUUAUUUUUUGAAAGCCAGUGUUACCCCAGACACAUUAUAUGUCCAGGUAGGAGAUCCCGACAAAGAUCAUCAGUGUUGGGUGAGGCCAGAAAACAUGAAAACACCAAGAACAGUACUGAAGAUUGAUGCAGCUACUCCUGGAACUGAGAUUGCAGCCGAAACUGCUGCAGCGAUGGCUGCUGCUUCCAUGGUCUUUAGAGGCGUUGAUGAUCCUUAUGCUAAUCGUCUCUCUGCCAAGGCGGAAGAUUUAUUCAGAUUUGCCAGAGACCACAGGGGGUCUUUUGAUGGAGAAUGCCCAUUCUACUGCUCAUACUCAGGCUCCAAUGAUGAAUUAUUAUGGGCUGCAACAUGGCUAUUCAAGGCAACUAAAAACCAGAUCUACUUCAAGUACAUAACAGAGGAGGCCAUUGCUGCUACUGUUGCCGAGUUCAAUUGGGACCUUAAGUAUUCGGGUUGUCAAAUCCUCCUUGCUGAAUUAUUUUGGCAAGGACAGAAAGAGUUUGAAAGCUACAAAGAACACGCAGAUGGCUAUAUAUGCUCCAAUCAUCCAGACAGUCCUUACCACCAGACUUUCAUAACUCCAGGCGGUAUGGUUCACCUCAGAGACGGUGCCAAUGGUCAAUAUGUUACCGGUACUGCUUUACUCUUCAGUGUCUACGCUGAUCUCCUAGCUCAACACAAUCAAUGUGUCAAAUGCGGUGACAAAGAAAUCACUAGUGCUCAAAUAUCUGAUUUUGCUAAGAAACAGAUGGAUUAUCUUCUAGGGGAAAAUCCGCAGAAAAGAUCAUACAUGGUGGGAUUUGGUGUGAAUCCACCAACACAACCUCAUCACAGAGGAGCCUCAGUUCCGCCCCUGCCACCGAACCAAGAGGUGAACUGUGGCAUGAGCUUUAAUGACUGGUUCAAUCCAAACAAACCAAAUGUAAAUGAGUUAACAGGAGCCAUUGUGGGAGGGCCGGAUAAAAAUGACUCAUUCCAGGAUCUCCGGUCUGCUUCCUCCUACACUGAGCCUGUAACUUAUUGUAAUUCGCUGGCCGUAGGUCCCCUGGCCAAGCUAGCCGCUCAUGCUCAAAUGUGAAGCACACUCUAAUAGAGCUAGUGUUCAAUGGUGUGUUAAUCAUGAUCAAGGCCCGUGUCAAGAAGCAACAAGAACAUAAUGAUUAGCAUGCAUAUUUUGCUGUUAGGCUGAGAACUGUAUCAUAAGUGUGUAUCAUGAGUUAUUGUAAUUGGUACUUUGUUUACAUGUUAAGUUCAGAGUAAUCUUCUUAGUCAACUCUAUCGCCCCUGGCUUAAAACACAUGAAAACUCUGUAUCAGAGAGCUUCAUCUUUAACCAUGCACCGAUUUACAUUGUAUCUAUUCAGUAGGUCGGUAACCAAUCAACCUAUAACCAAUGAUUGCGCCUUGUAAAC